Molecule: messenger RNA, 1936 nt
Organism: Mandrillus leucophaeus (drill)
Lineage: Eukaryota; Metazoa; Chordata; Mammalia; Primates; Cercopithecidae
Gene: A1BG
Product: alpha-1-B glycoprotein
Exons: 7
Coding region: 67-1803 (578 amino acids)
Source: RefSeq, a predicted model, not a curated record
CUUGGGGCCUCAUUGCUUCAGACGCUCACCCCAGACACUCACUGAACCGGCGUGAGCACGACCAUCAUGUCCAUGCUGGUGGCCUUUCUCUUGUUCUGGGGUCUCCCGAUGGGCCCAGUGACAGAAGCAGCCACAUUUUAUGAGACCCAGCCCAGCCUGUGGGCAGAGUCCGAAUCGCUGCUGAAACCCUCAGCCAAUGUGAUGCUGACGUGCCAGGCCCGCCUGGGGACCCCAGACUUCCAGCUGUUCAAGAAUGGGGUGGCCCAGGAGCCCGUGCACCUUGACUCACCUGCCAUCAAGCACCAGUUCCUGCUGACGGGUGACACCCAGGGCCGCUACCGCUGCCGCUCAGGGUUGUUCACAAGAUGGACCCAGCUGAGCAAGCUCCUGGAGCUGACGGGGCCAAAGUCCUUGCCUCCUCCCUGGCUCUCAAUGACGCCUGUGUCCUGGAUCACACCCGGCCUGAACACAACAGCAGUGUGCCGAGGCGGGCUUCGGGGUGUGACUUUUCUGCUGAAGCGGGAAGGCGACCAUGAGUUUCUGGAGAUGCCUGAGGCCCAGGAGGGUGUGGAGGCCGCCUUUCCUGUCCACCGGGCUGGCAACUAUAGCUGCAGCUACCGGACCCAUGUGGCAGGCGCCCUCUCUGAGCCCAGCGCUACCGUGAUCAUUGAGGAGCUCGCUGCACCACCACCGCCUGUGCUGAUGCACCGUGGAGAGUCCGCCCAGGUCCUGCGCCCUGGUAACAAGGUGACCCUCGCCUGCGUGGCUCCCCUGAGUGGAGUGCACUUCCAGCUGUGGCGCGGGGAGAAAGAGCUGCUGGUACCCGGGAGCAGCACCAGCCCAGACCGCAUCUUCUUUCACCUCAACGCGGUGGCCCUGGGGGAUGGAGGUCACUACACCUGCCGCUACCGGCUGCAUGACAACGAAAACGCCUGGUCCGGGGACAGUGUGCCAGUCGAGCUGAUUCUGAGCGAUGAGACGCUGCCUGCGCCGGAGUUCACUGCGGAGCCUUCGAGUCGGAACCCGGAGCCCGGCACACGCGUGCGGCUGCGGUGCCUGGCGCCCCUGGAGGGCGUGCGCUUCGCCCUGGUGCGCGAGGACGGGGACGGGCACCGCGUGCACCGUUUGCAGAGCCCCGCUGGGACCGAGGCGCUCUUCGAGCUGCACAACAUUUCGGUGGCCGACUCCGCCAACUACAGCUGCGUCUACGUGGACCUGAAGCCGCCUUUUGGGGGCUCCGCGCCCAGCGAGCGCUUGGAGCUGCGUGUGGACGGACCCCCUCCCAGGCCUCAGCUCCGGGCGGCGUGGAGUGGGGCGGUGCUGGCGGGCCGAGACGCCGUCCUGCGCUGCGAGGGCCCCAUCCCCGACGUCACCUUCGAGCUGCUGCGCGAGGGCGAGACGAAGGCCGUGGACACGGUCCGCACCCCCGAGGCCGCUGCAAAGCUGGAGCUGACCUUCGUGGGGCCCCAGCACGCUGGCAGCUACAGGUGCCGCUACCGCUCCUGGGGGCCCAACACCUUCGAGUCGGAGCUCAGCGACCCCGUGGAGCUCCUGGUGGCAGGUGACGUUUCCCUGGGUCCCGUCCGCUGGCGUUUGCCUGGGCUGUGCCCACCUCCAGGAGGGCCUCUCCCGGCUCCUCCCUUGGGCACCGUGGUUAGCGCUGGGUCUCCCCAGGGCUCGUGGGGGAAUCGCGGGCGAGGAAGCGCCCAGCAAAGGCUUUGUAGCUGGAGGCGCAGAUGGGGGUCUCGGCUGGCAGCCCAUCACGCGCUUCCUUCCCGGGGGCGUCAGGGAGGUCGGCCUUGAUUUCCGCAGGGAGGAGGGUAUAGGAUUUUCCCUCCUCCUCCACUUCUCUUUUCUCCCCUUGUCUAGAAAGCUGAUGCAGCCGCGGGCCCAGGGUGCUGCUGGUGUCCUCAGAAGUGCGGGGGAUUCUGGACUG